GACUGCAACUUCACAAAUAUCUAAUGCCUCAAAUCCCACAAAGUUCUUCUCUCAUACCCCAAAAUAUUUUUUUUUAUUAGAAGCAAAGUAAACACAGGUCUUAUCUACUAGUUAUGUAUGAUUGGUAGUCUUUGAUCAUCAACAACGUGUCCUUGAUAAAGGGUGUCUUGAAUCCCUGUGUUUAAUCAUGACAAGCUAGUACUACUGCUUAAUCUUUAAAUUUCCACUCACCUUUAAAAACUUUGUUUUGUAAUUUGGUUUUUCUCAUUUGGGCAAGAUAUGAAUUUUUCCAUGUUUCUUUUCACCUCAGUGUCUCAACGCUAAAGCAGUAAAAUAUAGAAAUAUAGUGUAGUUAUUUUGGAAAUUAACUUUGUACAGUGUGUAAAGAGUUCAAAAACUGAAACAGGUUAAAUUUAAGUUAUUUAUGGAUGUGACUGAUUUGUGUUUUUAAUUAAAACAAAAUAUUCUCGUUUGAUAAGUCGUUGUCCUUUAAUUAUUUUUUAUGUUUUUAUGGUCAUGUUGUAAUUAUGCUUCUGGUGUUAUCUAAUUAGUAUCAAAUUAAUUAUUUUGUGGUGUGACUGCCUGUUUCACUUUAGCGGAUGAUUAACAGAUAACAAACCUGGCCAUGUCUGAGUGUGACGGCCAGUUUCCAGUAAAGUUGACUUGUACCUAGACAUCCCAACAAUGCUUUGAUGGCAGCACGGUAAGAAUAGCUCUCUCCGCAGGUCCUGUGCUCUGCAGACAGGGUAAGAGGCACUAUCAGCGCGUUAGAGGUCAGUGUGUUUAGUGGGGAGCGCUGACGAUCAGCAUUGUGAUUUUAGAAGCAAGUUAAAGGAGAGAGCAACUCGGGGGACAUCACCUCGAAACAUCAUCAGAAGUCGGACUUGCCAGUUUAAAAGAGGCGUUGAAUGAGGAUGAUGGGGGCAAAAGAGAUAUUCUUCAUCACUAUAAAUCAAAAUGUGUCCUUUAUUGGCAAAACCUGGUGGAUACUGAUGUUGGUUUUCCGUCUGCUUGUCCUCCUCCUGGCCGGCUUCACGCUCUUUAGUGACGAACAGGACAGAUUUAACUGUAACACCAUGCAGCCAGGCUGCUCUAACGUGUGCUUUGAUCUAUUUGCUCCCGUCUCUGUCCUCCGUCUCUGGCUCUUCCACCUUACUCUUCUCGGUCUUCCCCAUUUGAUGUUUGCCACCUACAUCAUGCACAAAGUUUUGUCAUGUCCCUAUUUUGGAGGUUUCUACUGGGGCAGGAGUCGAGGAGGCUCGCCUUGCAGCGAGAAUUCAGAAUCCUCGAGAGAGUCGUCCUCGCAUAAAGCCAUGCUUCAUGACCUCCCACUUGGGAGGUCAUGCGUGGGAGCGCCACGCUUCUACGGCGCUUACUUUGUAGUUAUAAUUCUACGAAUUCUUCUAGAAGCUAUUUUUAGCGCAGCCCAGUUCUUUCUCUUUGGUUUGUCGAUUCCUAAGAGUUUCCUCUGUUAUGAGGCUCCCUGCACAUCUGGAGUUGAAUGCUACAUAUCCAGACCAACAGAAAAGAACUUAAUGCUCAACUUCAUGCUCUGCGUUGCGUUUUUAUCAGUCCUGUUAAGUUUGGUUGAUUUGGUGAACUCUGUGAAAGCAAUGCUGAGGUGGAGGAGGAAGAAGGAGAUGCUGAUGGAGGAGAUAAGUAAUAGAGAGCAAAACAGCAUGUUUAGAGUGGCAACUGUGACAGAAGACACUGAUAUUCUUUUAACCAGACGAUCCAGCCCAAGUGGAAGCUCAAAGGUGAAUGGCCUCAGAGAUGAAAAACCUGCUGAUGGAGUUGUGCCAAAUAGUGGACUUUUUCAAACGAAGGCGAGUGUUGGGACCACGGUUAGAACUAGUGCAGCUAAUGACAAGAGGCCAGAAAAUACAGAUGGCAAAGAGGUGAUGCCUCGGUCACCAACAAGCACUUCAGUGUCAUCUCACUUUGCCCCUCAGCACCACUUAAAACCUCCACUGUUCUCUCAAACAGACAAGGGAUCACCAACGAACCCCAGAGCAACAACACCAAUCCGGCAGUGUCGUAACGACGGCUCUCAAGACAAGAGAGCAUGGGUCUAAUUGGCUGACCGUGGCUGUUCAUUAUUGGCCCUGCACACACAUUUACCUCAUUAACAAAACCAAAUAUUUUGUUAGAUGUGAAUAAAUAAAUUCUUCUUUACCAG
Messenger RNA from Haplochromis burtoni (Burton's mouthbrooder), 2179 nucleotides. Its product is annotated as gap junction delta-4 protein-like. The transcript has 2 exons. The coding region runs from base 909 to 2075 and encodes 388 amino acids. NCBI's taxonomy places the organism in Eukaryota, Metazoa, Chordata, Actinopteri, Cichliformes, Cichlidae. The record is from RefSeq and is a predicted model, not a curated record. Gene Ontology annotation, cellular component: connexin complex. Gene Ontology annotation, biological process: cell communication.